This is a messenger RNA of Penicillium samsonianum, 207 nucleotides long. RefSeq lists its product as uncharacterized. NCBI's taxonomy places the organism in Eukaryota, Fungi, Ascomycota, Eurotiomycetes, Eurotiales, Aspergillaceae. The coding region runs from base 1 to 207 and encodes 68 amino acids. The transcript is spliced from 2 exons. The record is from RefSeq and is a predicted model, not a curated record.
AUGAAGCUCUCUUUCGUUCUUUGCGCUGUUACCUCCUUCCUUGGCGCUGCCAACGCCGUGGCCUUCGCAAACGCUGCCCCAGCUGCCCAGCCUGAGGUCAUCGAUAUCUCUGAAAUGAAGCUUCGUUUGCGUGGCACAAGCCCUCCCCCUCCUUCUCCUUCCAAGCGCGAGUACGAAGAGGGUGACGUUGAAGAGAAUAGCGAGUAA